Molecule: messenger RNA, 1017 nt
Organism: Hydra vulgaris (swiftwater hydra)
Lineage: Eukaryota; Metazoa; Cnidaria; Hydrozoa; Anthoathecata; Hydridae
Source: RefSeq, a predicted model, not a curated record
CAAUUAAAAAUUUUAGCCUAACUUUAAUUGUUUUAACCCUAAAUAAAAGACUUUUAUAACACGUAAUCUGUCAAAUAAGAACUAUGAGCUAUCAGGUUAAGAUCAUAUAACGCCGCAGGAAUAUUUUUUAGAAUAAAAUAUUAAUAUAUUACUUUUUUAAAACCCCAUAUAGCUUACAUUACUCUAAUUGUUUUAUUGUUUAGCUUUCUUUUGAUUUUCAGGCAAUUCUUAACGGUUACAAGCUUUAUUACUCGUUUACCUUGCAACUUCCAUGCAAAGUUUAACAAAAUUAAAAAUGCAUACAUGAAUGGAAAUGUUAUUGAAUCGUUAAAUAAUGUCAAUUCUUCUGACUGUGCUGUAGCAUGCGUCAGCAACUUUAAAUGCACUUUAGUUAAUUGGAAGGAAGAUGAAAUGAUAUGUGAACUGAUAUCAGACACAAAUCCUCAGCAGAUUGCAAAAGGUCUCUGGAUGGUUUUACAACCAGACAACACUGAUAAUAAAAUUGUUGGUCAAAUUUGUGAGCAGGUUAAACCAUGUGACAGUACGCAAAUAUGUCGAGAUGUAUGUGAUUCCUCUAAUAAACAUACUUUUUCUUGUACCUCAACUAACGAUGUAUCACGAGGUGCUAACCCUACUACGUCAUCAACCUUCCUUAAUAAGCCAGAAAACGACCGAAAUAAAGCAGUUGACGGUGAUCUGGCAACAGUAGCGGGCACUGAUAUUGGAGCUGACAUGAGUUGGUUUAAACUGGAUUUGCAUUAUGUGUAUCAGAUUAUUAAAAUUGUAAUCUACAAUCGAAACGAUUGUUGUCAAGCUAAAAUGAUUCGAAAUAUCCUGAUUGUGAGUGAAACCGACCAAUACUCGAAUGGUCUUAAGAUAGCAACGCUGACUUUAGACCAUGAGCAAACUUUUAUUGGUUCAUCUACUGGAAGAUAUAUUUUCCUUAUUAAAGAAAAUUCUGAUUCGCUGGCUCUAGCAGAAAUUUACGUAUACGUAUAAUAAUCUUUUUUUUUUAUA